GGCCCAGUCCGGCCCUAGAUCGUCCCAGGUUCCCUGCCGAGCCCCGAGCUCCGAGCAUGGCUCCCUACGAGGAAGUGCGCGUGUCGGGCUUCGGCGACUUCUGCCGGGCGGUGGAGGAGCGCGGGGGCAAGACCAUCUUCGCCUACUUCACGGGCUCCAAGGAUGCGGACGGCCGCAGCUGGUGCCCGGACUGCGUGGAGGCCGAGCCCGUGGUCCUGGAGGCCCUCAAGCACAUCGGGGACGACGCGGUGUUCAUCUACUGCCAGGUUGGGGAGCGGCCCUACUGGAAAGAUCCCAACAAUGAGUUCAAGCAGAAGCUGAACCUGACCGCAGUGCCCACCCUGCUCAAGUACGGGACGCCUCAGAAACUGGUGGAGGCCGAGUGUCUGAAAGCCAGCCUGGUGGAGAUGCUAUUCACUGAGGACUGAAGCCAUCCCAGCAGCCCCUGGGGCUGCACUCUAAAGGAAUCUCCUGCCUGAUCGCUUUGUAGUAAUGUUAACAAAAAUAAUGUUUGGAAAGUUCUGCA
Molecule: messenger RNA, 526 nt
Organism: Gracilinanus agilis (Agile Gracile Mouse Opossum)
Lineage: Eukaryota; Metazoa; Chordata; Mammalia; Didelphimorphia; Didelphidae
Gene: TXNDC17
Product: thioredoxin domain containing 17
Exons: 4
Coding region: 57-428 (123 amino acids)
Cellular component (GO): cytosol
Molecular function (GO): protein-disulfide reductase [NAD(P)H] activity
Source: RefSeq, a predicted model, not a curated record